Molecule: messenger RNA, 387 nt
Organism: Plasmopara halstedii
Lineage: Eukaryota; Oomycota; Peronosporomycetes; Peronosporales; Peronosporaceae
Product: Protease inhibitor protein
Exons: 1
Coding region: 1-387 (128 amino acids)
Molecular function (GO): cysteine-type endopeptidase inhibitor activity
Source: RefSeq, a predicted model, not a curated record
AUGGCUUUCGUCCGCUCUAUCGGACUUUUCGUGAGUUUGGCUCUAGCUAUCACUAUUCCUCAGAUACAAUCAAUUGUGGGUAGCUACACUCUGCAAAAUCCCACAGACGAAGACAUCAAGCUUCUCACAAAGGCAGCGGGCAAUGCCAGCAUGUAUCAAGCUAAUGUGACGGCGAGGAUUUGCCUUUAUGCUGUUGAAAGUCUUCAAACGCAAGUAGUCGCAGGCAUCAAUUACAAGUUCCAGGUGGCGGGCUGCAAUGUGAUGACGGACAAAGAACUUGGCGCUUGUAUUGAUCGCAACUGCGAGCAUUUUGACUACAACAUAGUCCUCUUUUCUCAGCCUUGGACUGACACGCUUCAAGUGACUUCUAUCACUCCGGCCGACUAA